AUGUGUCGCUCCUUGCGUCGCAGCAGGCGGUGGGAUGAGAAAAAUCGCCACCAACGUCUUCCUGAAACGGCAAAGUGGGUGUUGUGGGGAGUGAAGGAAGAAAGAAAAUUCUUUCUUCCAUGGCAUCUGAAGGAGUAUCAUCAAGCUGGAGAAGAAGUGGAGGUCAGUUCGGCUCGAGCUCGCAUCCUAACGGAAAGGAUGGCAAAGAUGGCGUCUCACCCAAGUGCUGGUGUUCCAUUCUUUUUUCUAUCAGGUUCAGAGUUCAUUGAGAUGUUUGUUGGUGUAGGUGCUUCAAGGGUGAGGGACUUGUUCAACAAGGAAAAAGUGAAUUCGUCGUGUUUGGUGUUCAUUGAUGAAUUAGAUGCUGUAGGGAGGCAGAGAGGUACUGGCAUUGGUGGAGGGAAUGAUGAAAGAGAAAAAACAGUGAAUCAAUUACUCACUGAAAUGGACGGAUUCACUGAAAAUACUGGUGUUAUUGUCAUUGAUGUCACCAAUAGACCUAAGAUUCUUAAUUCUACAUUGCUUAGACCUGACAGGUUUGAUAGGCAGCAUGAGCAUGAAAGAAGAAUAGAAACUGUGACACUUAGAAAUGCUCCAACCAGAGACAUUAGUUCCCUAAAUAAAGGCACUGUCAAUGCAAUAAUGACAGUGCUGGUUACUAUCAUAGUGUUGACCAAAAUUUUGGUGAAUCUAUUCUUGUACUUUCUUGGAAGCAAAUUUUUCAAAGCAUUGGUGAUAGGUGUUGUCAUCAAAGCAUACUUCGAUAUUGGAUUGACCAAUGUUGUGUAUAUUGCUACUCUUGAGCUUAAUUUGUCUAUUGGCAGGUUCAAUGUUACUUGUGAUUGA
Molecule: messenger RNA, 846 nt
Organism: Arachis stenosperma
Lineage: Eukaryota; Viridiplantae; Streptophyta; Magnoliopsida; Fabales; Fabaceae
Product: calmodulin-interacting protein 111-like
Exons: 3
Coding region: 1-846 (281 amino acids)
Biological process (GO): proteolysis
Cellular component (GO): chloroplast thylakoid
Molecular function (GO): ATP binding; ATP hydrolysis activity; ATP-dependent peptidase activity
Source: RefSeq, a predicted model, not a curated record